AUGAGUCAACAUGAAGUUUCCUCAUCUUCUCUGAAGAGGGAUUUAAAUAAUGUUCUCUCAUCACAAAGUACAGAGCACGAUCAUGGUCAUCAUCAAAUGGAUGAGGCUCUGAUUGAUCAAUUUCAUGCUAAUCUUUCACUCCGAGAUCAAUUAGAAAAUACCAAAAAUCUUCUCAUCAAUGCUUCAUCAUCAGAAGAUAAGACUUGUCAAGUUGUGGGACGUAUGCAAAAUUAUGUAGUGGUAAUUAAAAUUCAAGAUAAAUUAUUCUAUACUACCAGAGGAACAUUGAUGGGAGAGGCUACUUUUGGAAAGAUUCCUGUUGAUACCAAAAUUUCAAAUCGUGACCGACUGACCGAUGAAGAUUCAACUAUAAGACAGGAACUUACCAAAGAGAUGGGACUAGUCACAAUGUGUGAUGCUGACAGCUUUUUAUAUGUAAAGGCAGGAGACAAUUUAUUUCAAUCCAUGAAAGAUCAAUUGAAAUUAUAUGAUGGCACUGAAGAGAGUGUUAACACUCAAUUUAUAGAUAGAAAUCCAAUAGGUUUUGAGUUUGUUUUGGAACAUUUGAGAAUGGCAGGGAAGGUGAAAUGUCUUGGUAUUGAAAAGUUUAAUUUAAACUUGUUGAAAUGUAUUAUGGAGGAGUCAAAAUUUUUCAAAACUGAAAAACUUUCACAUCAUAUUCAAUUACUAAUGAGGACCUAUCACAAUUCUGAAGUUUUGGAAUGUGAAAAUAAUGCUACAAUGAAAUCACAGCCACCCAUUCUAUCUAUUGAAAAGGAUAUGCAACUGAUUGAAGAAGAAUCGAGACAGAAGGAGCAAAUUAUCAAACAAUUGAGUUCUGAAAUUUCCAAAAAAUACCAGGACUUUUUGCUUGAUAACAAUAGGAAAGACGAGUUUUUUGAGAGUGCAGAUUUGGUAGUCAAGUUGAACGUAUCAGGUCAAAAGUUUAUCAUUCCAUUCAGAGUUUUGGCUCAACAUGACGACUUUAUUGUGACCAAAUAUAUUCAAUCUCCAAAUUUUCGAGUUGGUCUCGAUGGGUACUUAUUUAUUGACAGAAAUCCAGAAUUAUUUUCUUUAAUUUAUAGCUAUUUGAUUUGUAAUAGAAAGUUUAAUCAUUUUCCUGCUACCAUGUCAGAUGCAAAGAGACUUCAAUUCAAGAAGGAGGCAGAAUUUUAUGGUUUGAACACGCUUCUAGAUGAAUACUUGGAUGGAUUGAGAUAUCCAAUCGAAUUGCUCUCCAGCGAAAAUAUUCAAAUGAAGGAAAGGGAUGAUUGGCUAAGAAAGUUCUAUGUUAAACAUAGAGAUUCCCCAUUACUAGAUGACAUGUACUUGACUCUAUCACCUGUUUUCGAAAAGUUGGAUGAGAUUCACUCUGGAGAGAAAUUCAAGAUUGACUAUGUGAAAUGUCCCAAGAUUUUGGAUUUGUCAAACAAGUUGAAAUAUUCAAGACAUGUUGAAAAACCAAAACUAGUGAAUAGUUUGGAAACUUUCAAGAAGAAUUGGUACAACUUUACUCAUGGUCUUCUCGAAGGUUUAGAUUGGAAUGGAAUUUUUGCUGCUGGUGGAGGUGUCUUGGGCUGUCUUUUCAAAGGAGAUGAAAACGAUACUGAAAGGACGACUAUCAUGACUGAAUAUAUGCCAGCCGCUUCCUCGACUGAGCAUUAUAGCACAACAUCUAUUUUGGAGAGGAAGACCUUAUCGUUCGAUUUGGAUGAAAGUGAUUUCAAAUAUUGGAAAACAAGUACCAACAAAGCAAACACAGUUGUACAAAGUCAAUACCAUCAAUUUUCGUCCAUUUCAAAUGGGUGUGGAGUUUUAGGAUCUCAUUUGCAGAGAUUUAGCGGUCUUGAAUGGAUAAGGAAAAAAAUUGCUGAUGCAAACGAGAAACGAAAACACAAUAUUAGUGGAAAGAAAGCUAAUCAAACUUCGAAACAAUCAAAUAUUUCUCCACCAGAACCAAUAGAAAGUAUAGAUAAGAGUCAAGCAAAGUAUAUUCCAGAUCCUGAUAUUCCUUCCAGUUUUCAAAAAUCAGACAUUGACUUGUUUCUGUAUGCAGUCGACGAGGAAGAAGCAAAGGAAAAAAUCGAGCACAUCUACAACACUAUUAAGGGAAAUUUGAAAAAGAGACUUGUUCGUGAUUUGGGUCCAGGCAGUGACAGUAAUUAUCUUUAUUUUACAAGCAGUUCUGAAAAAAAAUCAACAGAAGUACAUGAGGUGGUGGAUGACGAUGUAAUUAUAAUGAGAACCAAGCAUGCAGUUACUUUCUACGGUUACAAAACUAGACCAAUACAAGUAGUAUUGAGAAUUUACAAGUCCCCUGCUGAAGUGUUGCUCUCUUUUGAUAUUGAUUCUGCUUCUGUUGGUUUUGAUGGAAACACUGUUUGGUCAACUGAUAGAUGUAGAAGAUCCUUGGCUCAUGGUGUCAACUUGGUGGAUAUCGAUAGACAAUCUACUACCUAUGAAUACAGACUCUAUAAGUAUGCCAAACGUGGAUUUGCUGUUUCUGUGCCUGGAUAUCACCAUAGCAAAGUUAAGAACGAAUUGUUGCACUAUCCAAGAGUUCAUACAUUUGCAAAAAUUCAAAAACAUGUCCAUGGACUUGCUCGAUUACUAAUGUUUGAAUUUGCAUGUACCUCUAAAAAUCCAAAGCACAUUCUUGCUAGCCAUGAUUCUCCAGAAGGAGUAAAUGCUCAUCUUGCAGAAGAAAAAUGGGCAAAAGAUUUAGUAUUUGAUGAGGAUACUAGACCUUCUGAUUAUUUCAAUAUUGCACUUAUCAAAACAAACAGAUAUCCUCCAAAGAAAAUAUAUGAUAGUAUUCAGAAAGCUAGAACAGUGUAUAAUGGGUUAUUGACCUAUUCCUAUGAAAAGAGACACUUCUUUAUUUGCACAUUUAACGAUAUUAAAACUAAUUUCCAUUAUGAAAAAGAGCCUCCUUGCAUUCAUGUUCCAAGCUAUAUUGAAUUUAUUACAGUAGAACCCGGAUCACAAACUCCAAUUGGGAGUUUCCAUCCUGUACACGAUAAUUUCUAUCAAAUUGCCUACUCUAAACCAAACCUAGAUCAAAUAAUUUACAAAAGCAAUAUUUCAAUCGUUUGGAUGAAAUCAACCUUUGAGGAUAGAUCAUCUGAGGGUUCCUCUCAUGAUAGUUACUCUAAAAAGGAUGAUACCGUUACAAAGUACAUACUCAUCAAUGAUUAUCAAUCAUGGGGAAGAGCAAAAAGAAGAGACCCUGUUUGGUUCGAAACCUAUUCUCCAUCUGUUAGUGCAGCCAUUGAACAUGCCUUUAGAAUUUUCCUCUGUUUCAAGACUAAUUGUGCUGAAUAUCACGUCAAUGAUCAUGAAAUUAUUGACUUUUACACUUGGUCUGUGAAAUAUGGACCUUAUCAUCCAACCUAUCCGAAUCAAUCAAGUUUACUCUAUAGAGACACACCUUAUUGCCUUGAGGAGGAAUCGAGUACAAAUUCUGAUACAAGUUCAAAUGAGGAUGGUAACGAUAAAAAACCUUCUCGCCUCUCCAUUCAUUCCUACUAUUAG
Molecule: messenger RNA, 3534 nt
Organism: Naegleria gruberi
Lineage: Eukaryota; Heterolobosea; Eutetramitea; Acrasida; Naegleriidae
Exons: 2
Coding region: 1-3534 (1177 amino acids)
Biological process (GO): protein homooligomerization
Source: RefSeq, a predicted model, not a curated record